Chenopodium quinoa (quinoa) is the source of this 855-nucleotide messenger RNA. RefSeq lists its product as uncharacterized. Bases 68 to 673 code for a protein of 201 amino acids. The record is from RefSeq and is a predicted model, not a curated record. NCBI's taxonomy places the organism in Eukaryota, Viridiplantae, Streptophyta, Magnoliopsida, Caryophyllales, Amaranthaceae. The transcript has 4 exons.
CAGAGUUCAAAGAUUGAACAAAAAACAACCAAGAACAAUUCCAAUAAUUUCUUGUUGGAAAAGGGAUAUGUCACUUGAAAGGAUAAAAACAGAAAAUGAUUUGAACUAUGGAUAUGGAAAAGUCCUUCCAAGAAUAGAAGAAAAGCCUGAAGACAAUCCUAAGGUCUUUAUGAAUGAAUUUGCAUCAAUGGUACAAGAAGUUGGUGCAUCUUUGGCAAGACUUUCUACCAAAUUGGUUAAGGCAAAAGAGCUCUUCCCUGGGAAUCAGUUGGUCAAGAAGGUAGAUGAAGUGUUGGGAAAGAUGGCAAGAGAACCAUCAAUUCUCAGCCAAGAUGAAGAAAUAUUUGGAUCAGAGGAUUUUUUGAAUGCCAUAGCUCAAAUUGAGAAGGAACUAAUGGAGGCAAGUGAAGCAGAAAAAAAGAAAAUAGGAAAUGAGAAGGAAUAUGAUAUAAGGAAGGCAUUCAGUUUGGGUUGCAACUUAACUCCCCCAACUCCAACAACUGAAGCACAGAUUAAUGUUGCAGCCACAACUUCAACAACAACUGAUGCAAAUGUUUCUUCUAAGCCAGAAGAGGAAAGAGUUGGAGGUUCAAAUUCUGAAGAACCACAAGAUGGAGGAAAUUCAAAAAAAGGUAAAAAGUUCACUUAUAUAGUAUUAAAUGAACAUUUGUGAUUGUAAAAUAUUCUUCUUUAAUGAUACUAAGUCUAUAUAUGUGUGAAUGCAAAUUAAUACAAAAAGCAUUAAACAAAGGUGAAGGUUCAAAAUCUGAAGCAUUAGAAGAAAAUGUUGAAGGAAAUUCAAAGAGUGGUACAAUGUUCACAUAUUACAAAUAAAUGAUCAAAUUAUUAAGUAUA